Pectinophora gossypiella (pink bollworm) is the source of this 1087-nucleotide messenger RNA. RefSeq names its product collectin-12-like. The record is from RefSeq and is a predicted model, not a curated record. Gene Ontology annotation, molecular function: carbohydrate binding. Gene Ontology annotation, cellular component: external side of plasma membrane. Bases 96 to 614 code for a protein of 172 amino acids. Lineage: Eukaryota; Metazoa; Arthropoda; Insecta; Lepidoptera; Gelechiidae. The transcript is spliced from 6 exons. Gene Ontology annotation, biological process: biological process involved in interspecies interaction between organisms.
UUGAAAGCAUGAUGUAUUAGUCACCUAGUUUCUUGUCGCGCCUUCUACCGAGUGGACUUCUGUGGCAAUUUAUUUUAUUUUUUAUUUCAUUCAUAAUGAAAUUUUUAGCAGCUGUUUUACUCUUGGCAGUUGCUUGUUUAGCACAUGGCGAUGAUGGAGUACAAAAAGAUGAAACAAUAAACAAAACGAAUGAAAAAGCUUACAAAUUAAUUUAUGUGGCUGAAACAUGGGACGUAGCUAAAAAGAAAUGCGAAGAAAAUGGAGCAAAACUUGCAGUUCCUAAAUCUGAGGAAGAGUUUCUGUUUCUACAAAAAGAAGUUGUGCGCAAAAUGCAUUAUCCCAGUAUAAUUGGUUCGAAUUAUAAAUACCUCGUGUGGUUGGGGAUUGAUAACAGGAAUGAUAACUUUGUAUGGAGAGAUGUUGAUGGUAAUAAUAUAGUGGAGAAUGGAUAUAACGUAUGGUCUGGAGAUAAUGGAAAAAUUACUAAAUUUAGCGCUAACCCGGCUGAGCCACAUUGUGUCGGCAUGGACGCUGCCAAUCAUGGUCUUCGCGAUUUUUGGUGCCAUCUCCCACAGCCGUAUGUCUGCGAGACACUAUUGGACAAGACUCUCUGAGUGUUUUAGUGCGUACAGGACACUAUUACACACAACACGUGGUGCACGUGGUGCACUAUUAUUUAUUCGUAGGUCACUACACGGUGUCGUCGACACAGUGCCUCUACACCGUGUCGACAGAGGGAUGUGUCAGACCGUGGAACUAAGGGUGGUAUUAAUAAACUAAUCUCAGCUGAGACAGCCCUCAAGAUCACAUUGACAUGAUCUUGAGUGCAGUCUCGAAGCUAAGAUUAGUUAUUAAUACCACCCUAACACUCCGUAUAGGUAUAAACUGUGAGGCUGCGUACAUAGUAAAGGUUCCUAUCGUCUAGAAUCUACUGAGUAGUCUCCAUAGCCAAAUGAGUUACUUUUUACUAAACGUCAAAGCAAAAAUAAAUACCUAGCUACUAUUUUUUAUGAAAACUUACAUCGUGAGGAUAUAAAAAAUACUGACGUAAUGUUUUAAUUAAAAUGAUUAAAUAUAUUAAAUAAUG